AUGUGCCAACCAAGCAGUAUGAAGGAUCAAGUCAAGCUACCAAAAGAAGAUGAUGUUCCCCCGAAUUUUCUGGCAAAGAGAUGGGUGGGCUUCUACCAUGCAGUUCCUAGGAUAAACUUUCCCUUUACCGAACUGGAUAUUUCCAUUUCCCUCUGCAGUGCAGUCUUCCUCACGGUGGUGCGAUAUACCAUUCUAUUUCUCAUGAGGACUCAGUUGGACUGGCCCAAGGAUGACAUUUUGACUGUUGGUUCCCUCGCUGCCAUUGUCCACUCCUUGAUUCUGGUUCCAGGUCUGGGCGUGGCGCUCACGUCACAGCCAUAUCAGCCCACAGCCCAUAUCUCGACAUAUCCACAAUGGUGGCAAGAUCUCGUUGACGCGCUGCUGCAGUUCUGUACAGGGUACAUGGUCUAUGACACGUGCACAUCCUAUCUGAUUUCCAAAGGACCCUUGAAUCUCCAAGGAGCCGAUUUUCUUUUCGUGGGACACCAUAUUGUCACAACCGUCUACAUGACCCAGUGUCGAGUACUCCAAGCAGGACAUACAUCUGCCAUGAUUUGCAUGUUUUGGGGGGAGUUUUCCAAUCCCUUUCAAAAUGGUACCUACACUCUUUCUAAGGCUAUGCAGUUGCCCUGCUGCAAUGGUGCUUUCACGCAGCAACUCCAUUCUGUUAUCCAGUUCUUCUUUGCUCUCACCUAUUUUGGGAUUCGAGCCAUUAUUGCUCCCGUCUACUUUGCCCACGUCACGUACUGUUUGCUAUUUGCAAACACAAGGACAAAUAUCCCCUUGGUGACUCGAAUCUUUUGGAUAGUGAUGAUUUGGGGAGUUGAGGCGGGAAGUUAUGCUUGGAUUGUCAAUUGCUUUUACAUGCUUCAGUCAUAUGUUGGGAUGACACCUGCUGGGGAAUUUACCAACGAACUAUAG
Molecule: messenger RNA, 921 nt
Organism: Seminavis robusta
Lineage: Eukaryota; Bacillariophyta; Bacillariophyceae; Naviculales; Naviculaceae
Source: the annotation of a GenBank genome assembly